Molecule: messenger RNA, 1617 nt
Organism: Ectocarpus siliculosus
Lineage: Eukaryota; Phaeophyceae; Ectocarpales; Ectocarpaceae
Source: the annotation of a GenBank genome assembly
AUGGCUAUGGUAAGGGCUACUGCUUCAGCCUCUGCUGCUAGUAGUGCUGCCACGGAGUGGGCGGAGGGCCUUGGAGGAGGACAAGGAGACGAUCCUGGACGUCCUGGGAGGCAGACGUGCUGGGCUGUCUGGCACGAAGAGCUGGCAGUGUUUGAGGUUCUGCAGCCCCGAGGCGACUCGCUAAGAUCCAUGGGGACGACCUGGCGCAGCAGGCUAAUGUUGCACGCAGAGGAAGGUCUCUGGCUGGUCGAGCGUGGUAUGCUGGCUGUCCACCCUUUUUCUCCCGCUCCGAAGAAAAACCACGAUCCCACCGGCACGGCCUCGCCCGCAGCACCGUCGUCGGGGAUAGGGCGAAAAAACGACGCGAGGGAAAUGCAUGAUGAGACCGGUAUCAGCAGCUCUACGCCGGAGAUUGCGCAAGAGAUGAGAAACAUCGAGCACGAAGAGAAGGAAAACGAGGGAGGCGGGCAGGAAGGGCUUACUGAUGACGUUGAUUCGUCCGCUGGGAAGAACGCCCGUCCAAUUCCACCGAGGGCUGAGCUGUCGCCAAUAGACAGCGGGGUGAUACUCACGGGAGAAUCCCAACACUCGCUAGACCCUGUCGCAUCCGGAGAAACUGCGCGGACGGGACAAGGGGGUGGCUGCCGAAAAGUACCAACCGCCGCCAAAGAGGGGCGGCAAAGGGCGGGCUGUAAACGGAGCCGGCCGGGGCAGGGUAGGGGUGAGCGGGUCGUGCGACCUGCCGCCGCCCUGUCGGUGUCGGUCAGCACGCUCUAUGAAAUGGUAUUGGCGCGGGCUGGUGUGCCGUGGGAAUGUUAUCGCACCUACGCGGAGCUAAAACGAAGGUCGUACGUGGUCAGGCGUCAACCGGAGGACACCGUCGGACACGACGAUACCGCUCCUAGAGCGGCACCUCUGUCUUGGUUUCAAGGCACGGGCGCCACCAAAACGAGCAACAACAAACUUAUCACAGCUGCGAACCACACCUCCUCACCGUCCUCCUCCUUGCCGGUGACGUUCCAUGUCUACAGUAACCCGUCGGGCUGCUCCUCCUCGUUCCGCAAGCGUGACCCUGGCCCCCCUGACGCUCUCGUCGUGGUGUGCCGCUUCGGGGAUCCCAUGCCGGACCACCGCUCGCUCGUGGCCCUCGUCGAACUCCACGCCAACAUGCAGAUGAAAAUGAGCAUGUCCCAACAAUGGCGAAGGCGAGGGCGAGAGGACAGCACAGCUGGAGUUGUGUCGGACCUAGGCCCAGACGAAGCAGCGCCCGAUCGGGGCAGUGGAAGCCCGGAAGUUCCCACCAGUGGCCUUGAAUCAGAGCGCGUGACAUCCGGCGGAGGCCGAGAAUCGGGCCAGAAAGGCAGCUUGUUGGACGAGGACCGGCAAAAACGACAGGCCAGGACGUUGCCGGAUCAAAAAAAGGGGUUAGAUGGGGGAAGGACGCGGGGGAGGCUUACCACCGAAGGCAGUGGAGGCCGCACGUUGGCGUUUUCUAAAGGAGUUGAGAAGUUGUCGACGCCAGGAAUAAAGUUGGCGGUCGUGUCGGGGGAGGCGCAAGUGCAACUGUUUGACGUUGGUCUGCAUGAUGCCCUUGAGGCCGCAGAACUCCCCUCUUAA